Messenger RNA from Moneuplotes crassus, 702 nucleotides. NCBI's taxonomy places the organism in Eukaryota, Ciliophora, Spirotrichea, Euplotida, Euplotidae. The record is from the annotation of a GenBank genome assembly.
GUGACUCUAAAAUGUUAUAAAUUAGAGGACUUAUUUAUUUAGAAAUUUUAAAGGGUUAUUAUAAUGAAAAUGGAAAAGUUAGUUUGCUUGGUGAUGAUUUUGGGCUGUGUGUUUGCGGCGAGGAUAUAUGUGGGAGGAGAUGAUUUUAGAUUGGAUGCGUAUACUGAGAGAGAUGCACCGUUUGAUAUUUAUUUUAAUACUAAUGCCCCUGAUUGUUGUGGUGGAGGGUCUUUAAAUAGUUAUGUCCAUAUUUGUGCUAAAGCUGAUGAACACUUUGAAAUUCAUGAAGGAGCAAAAGCUUUCAAGUACGAAACCCGCUGCCACCUGUGGGACUGUGCCAUUCGCAGAAGCUUCCGUAACUCCACCAUCUCCCUCUCUGGUCCUAACAACGACCCUAUCUUCAACGAUGACGGAGAUAUCAUAUCCUCUCUCCAAACAGACACCUCCUCCCCCUCUCAAAAAACCUCAAAUCUUUCCUACACAUCAGUCUACAGUCUAAAUUCCCAAAGUUUCCAGGAUAGCAAUUUCCCCUCUGAUUCUAAACUUGAAGACAAGUAUUAUGUAUGUUACAUUACAAAUAACUACAGUCAAAAGAAUCUGACUGAGUACAGAUCGGCUAACGUCACAGUCCAACAAGAGGAUCUUUCUGUCAAAAAUUUACUUUCUCAAGAAUAAAUAGGAAAAUUUUACUAAUUUCAAUCG